Vespula pensylvanica (western yellowjacket) is the source of this 1056-nucleotide messenger RNA. RefSeq names its product PRA1 family protein 3 (gene Jwa). Lineage: Eukaryota; Metazoa; Arthropoda; Insecta; Hymenoptera; Vespidae. The record is from RefSeq and is a predicted model, not a curated record. Bases 194 to 748 code for a protein of 184 amino acids. Gene Ontology annotation, cellular component: membrane. The transcript is spliced from 3 exons.
GCAUCUAUAGGAUCUGCAACUAACUCUGAGAUAUCUCUUGUAUACAAUUUAUUACCCUUGAUUUUUUCUGAAAAACGUCAUCAUCCAAAAAUAUAGAACUACGUAAGAGCAAAGUAGUGAAAUUAAGUGAAACAUUAUUAAUCUCUCGAAGCUUUUUUAGCUGCAAUAGUAAGAGAAUAAGAGUAAAGUUACAAUGGAUAAAACUAAAACCGAUUCUAAUUUUGAAUUACCACCUCUUCGGCGUUUGGAUGACUUUUUAUUGGAAUAUGCUCGUUUUCAAAUACCAAAUUUUAAAGAUCUCGAUAAAUGGGGCAACAGAGUAGUAAAUAAUUUGCUUUAUUAUCAAACAAAUUACUUUUCCAUGUUUGUGAUUAUUUUUCUCAUUGUAGGAUUAAUUCAUCCUGUAAAAAUGUUUGUCGGUAUGAUAGCAAUGACAGUAAUCUUGGGAGGAUUCGCUUAUGUUUCUACCGAAGGAAGAUUAAUACAUCAAUUUAAGCAACAGUAUCCAGGUGUAGGCAUAAUUGCUUUAAUAUUGGCAGCAUGCUUUGCAACUUAUACAUUAGGAUCUCUCCUAGUUUUUCUACUUGGCAUUCUAUUACCAUUCACAGUUAUAUUUGUACAUGCUUCUCUGAGAUUAAGAAACAUUAAAAACAAACUUGCUAAUAAAAUUGAAGGUAUUGGCUUGGCAAGGACACCAAUGGGCAUUUUUUUGGAACAUCUUGGUAUGCAGGAUGAAAUUUUUGCAUAAUUUCACCAUUUUUUUUUUUUUAAAUAAAAUAAUUUCUUUUUUUAAACGAUAAUAAGUUAACACAUUUUAUGAUAACAAUUUUGCAAUAGUAUUAAUAUAUUCAUUUUAUAUUAGCAUAUACUGUGAUGAAUCUUCUCUCUACAAAUUGAUUUAUCAUUUUGUAAUGUCUAUGAUUAUCAUUAUGCAUGAAAAAAUUAGACAUAUUUGUAAUAUACUUAUUCAUUUUUCUCUAAUGUACUUUAAUUUUUCUUCAUAUCUUUCAUUUCAUCUAUUUAUACGCAAGACAUAAGAAGGAAAAAUUAGAAUUC